This is a messenger RNA of Knipowitschia caucasica, 1566 nucleotides long. NCBI's taxonomy places the organism in Eukaryota, Metazoa, Chordata, Actinopteri, Gobiiformes, Gobiidae. The record is from the annotation of a GenBank genome assembly.
AUGGGACGACCGUUCAGAGUUCUGCUGGUCUUCAGUCUCGUGUUGGUCUUCAGUAUAGUGUUGGUCACUAACAAUCAAGUGACUCUUCAAGAAACAAACCAUUUCCUCUUCGCUGUUCCUGGAGACAACAUCACUCUGCCCUGUUUUAACAAAGAUGACAAAGAGUUUGAAUCAACAUAUUAUUGUGAUCAGUGCGAGAACAGCACGGACAGUCCAACAAACCCCUGCUUCUACAACCUCCACAUUCAUAAGGUGAGCUCAGAGCAAACUGGGACGUACUACUUCGCAGUGGCCGCCUGUGGACAAGUCCUGUUCGGGAACGGGACCGAGGUCAGGGUCAGUGAUGGAAUUAUUGUGAAGGUGUUGAGUGGAGCCUUGGCGUUGGCCUCAGUCCUGGUGAUGCUCCUGGCUUUCUUACUGAUCAGAGCCAUGAGGAAAAACAUGAAGGUUUCCACAGGACUUCAGCUCGGCCAAUCAGAGUCGAGCUUGUUUCUUUACAAAGUCAGGACGCAGUUCAGUGAAGAGAAGAGUUUGAAGAGAAUGGCUCCUGUGCAGAUGGUCUGUUGCCUCCUUCUCGUACAUCUGGUCACGGUGAAGAGCAAAGAUUCUCAGCCGUCGACAGAUGGAGGUGCAUCAGUAAAGACGACGCUCUUACCAGUGGUACUUGGAGAGAAUGUGACUUUGCCGUGUUUCUGUAAAAACGAUCUUCGAGGGAGACUUUACUGGUACAAACAGAGUCUGGACAACACUACGGCUGUGGUUUCUUCUUACUUUGAAACUGAAUUUUACGGUGACUUUAUCAACAACGAUCGCUUCAAACUGGAAAAAGAAGACAAUAAAAACAAUCUGGAAAUAUCACAGGUCAAAAUUUCUGAUUCAGCUGUUUAUCAUUGCCUCAGUGCAGUGGCUCAUCACAUUCAGUUCUUAGCGUCUGUUCACGUCUUUGUAAAGACUUUGAACCCUGGACUCGGCGUCCAUCAAACAGCGUCAGAACCAGUGGAAGCAGGACGUGCUCUGGUCCUUCGCUGUGAGGUAGAUUCUGGAACGUGUCUGGGGCCACACAGGGUCCAUUGGUUCAGACAGUCUGAAAAGUCUGCAGCAGUGCUCUACGGCGAGGAUCAGUGCAAGAGCGAUGAAACAAACACGACAAACUCCUGCUUCUACAACCUCCACAUUCAGAACAUGAGCUCAGAGCAAACUGGGACGUACUACUGCGCUGUGGACCUCUGUGGACAAGUCCUGUUUGGGAACGGGACCGAGGUCAGGGUCAGAGGUGACACAGUCGUCUAUGUUUUGGCUGCAGCUCUGGGCUUCUCUUCUGUCGUGGUCGUGUUGUUGACCAUCACAGUGUUCGUCACGAUGAAGAAAUACAAAAAGCAGAACACAGCAGCAGUAUUUGAAGACAGCGGUUCAUCUACAAUGGCCAGAAACAAAGAGAAUCCAACAGACAACCUCCACUACGCUGCUUUGAACGUCAAGAAGAAGUCCAGACGCCAGAGGAAGGUGGAGCCGACAGACUGUGUGUACUCCAGUGUGCGCUUGCCCCACGACAACGUUCUUCUCUGA